Theileria orientalis strain Shintoku is the source of this 954-nucleotide messenger RNA. RefSeq lists its product as hypothetical. Gene Ontology annotation, molecular function: polyubiquitin modification-dependent protein binding. Gene Ontology annotation, cellular component: proteasome regulatory particle, base subcomplex; cytosol; nucleus. The coding region runs from base 1 to 954 and encodes 317 amino acids. The transcript is spliced from 5 exons. NCBI's taxonomy places the organism in Eukaryota, Apicomplexa, Aconoidasida, Piroplasmida, Theileriidae. The record is from RefSeq and is a predicted model, not a curated record. Gene Ontology annotation, biological process: proteasome-mediated ubiquitin-dependent protein catabolic process.
AUGACAAUCGAGGCUGCUUUAAUUUGUAUAGAUAAUUCAGAAUAUUCCAGAAAUGGAGAUUUUGUACCGACGAGGCUGGGAGCACAAAUAGAUGCAAUCGGAUUAAUAGCGAGCGCUAAGUUAUCGGAGCAAUAUGAGAAUUCCGUGGGCAUUGUAUGCCUGGCCCAAAAGGGGUCGCAAUUGCUGACCGCUCCGUGCAACGAUUUGGGCAAUUUUUUAACAGACCUGCAAACGGUAGUACCCUCGUCGCAAUGUGAUUUCAUAAGGGGGAUACAAACAGCCCAGUUGGCCCUGAAGCACAGGCUGAAUAAGUCGCAACAACAGCGCAUCAUAUGCUUUGUUGCCAGUCCAAUAACUGAACCCGUAACACACUUCGUGAAACUCGGCAAGUUAUUAAAGAAGAACAAUGUUAUUCUUGACAUAAUAAAUCUUUCAAACAACUCUGAAACUGAGGAAAAACUCAAGGCGCUCCAUACAGCAGUAAACAACAAUGACACGAGCCACUACCUGUGUUGCAAGCCGUCCUCAGGAACACUGCUGAGCGACAUGAUCUUCAACUCGUGCCUGCUCUACGGAGGCUCAAGAGGCAUGGGAGAAGGAGCACAGUUUGCACAGAAUCUAACCGAUUUCGGAGUCGAUCCGGAAAUGGACCCACAACUAUACUUGGCACUGAGGAUAUCACUGGAACAAGAGGAGGAAAGGCAGAGGAGAGAAGCGGAAAAGCUGCAAAAUAAAACGGAGUCUACAGUCACAGACAUCGAAAACGAACUAAAGGGGCUGGAAGGACUGGAAGUUGUGCCACUGGAUCGAUGUGUGGAGAUAUUAUCGACAAGCGAAGGGAGCCCGGAACUGCUGGAGUCGCUCGUGUACUCGUUCCCGGAAGUGGACAGCGAAGAACCCAGAAUUAAGGAGUUGGUGGAAAAGCUGAAGCAGUUACAGCAAAAAUUGCAAUAG